AUGACACCAAGUCUCUCAAUUUUAGACCACCCCACGUUCUUAGUCCCUCCUCAAAACUUCUCUUCCACCUUCUCUUCUCCCUUUUAUUGCUCCCCACAAUUCCUCACUCUCCAAACCAAAAAGCCAUCGUCACUUUCCUUAACUAAGUCCACCAUUAAGCCAAGACGACUCUCGGUAUCAACCUCCCAUUCCCUUCAAGCUCUCAUUUUCGACUGCGAUGGUGUCAUUCUAGAAUCCGAACACUUGCACCGCCAAGCUUACAACGUUGCUUUCGCCCACUUCAAUGUCCGUUGCCCUCCCUCUUCACAUCCACUUAACUGGGACCCAGAUUUCUAUGAUGUGCUCCAGAACCUGAUUGGUGGUGGCGAGCCCAAGAUGAGAUGGUACUUCAAGGAAAAUGGAUGGCCAUCUUCCACCAUAUUUGAAACGCCUCCGGAGAGUGAUGAGGAACGAGCAAAGUUAAUCGACACUAUUCAGGAUUGGAAGACUGAAAGGUUCAAAGAAAUAAUCAAAUCUGGAACUGUGGAACCUAGACCUCGAGUUUUAAGAUUGAUGGAUGAGGCCAAGGCUGCUGGGAAAUUGCUAGCUGUUUGCUCUGCAGCAACUAUAAGUUCAGUUGUACUUUGCCUUGAGAACCUAAUUGGAAUGGAGCGAUUCAAGGUUCUUGAUUGCUUCCUUGCAGGUGAUGAUGUGAAAGAAAAGAAGCCGGAUCCAUCGAUAUAUCUGACAGCUGCCAAGAGAUUAGGCGUGUCAGAGAAAGAUUGCAUGGUGAUAGAGGAUAGUGUGAUUGGUCUUCAGGCUGCAACAAAAGCUGGGAUGUCAUGUGUGAUCACCUACACUUCUUCAACUGCUGACCAGGAUUUUACAGAUUCUAUAGCAAUUUACCCUGAUUUGAGUAAUGUGAGAUUGAGUGACUUGGAGUUGUUGCUACAAAAGGUGGUUGCUGCUAAAUAAUCAAGGAAUUCAAAGUAAGAUCUUCC
Messenger RNA from Hibiscus syriacus, 980 nucleotides. RefSeq names its product haloacid dehalogenase-like hydrolase domain-containing protein At4g39970. Gene Ontology annotation, molecular function: hydrolase activity. NCBI's taxonomy places the organism in Eukaryota, Viridiplantae, Streptophyta, Magnoliopsida, Malvales, Malvaceae. Bases 1 to 954 code for a protein of 317 amino acids. The transcript has 11 exons. The record is from RefSeq and is a predicted model, not a curated record.